AUGGCCGACAAGAAGGAAUCCGAGGAGGUUGAUUAUACCCUGAAUAAUCCCGAUACUCUUACCAAGUACAAGAGCGCCGCUCAGAUCUCCCAGAAGGUUUUGGAGGCCGUUAAGGACCUCUGCAAGGCCGGCGAGAAGAUCGUGACUAUCUGCGAACAGGGCGACAAGCUCCUGGAUGAAGAGAUCGCAAAGGUCUAUCGCGGCAAGAAGAUUACCAAGGGUAUCUCCCACCCAACGACCGUUUCACCAUCCUCGUUCGUCACUCCUUACACCCCACUCACAUCCGAUGAGGCCGAAGCUGCCGUUACCCUGAAAGAGGGCGAGGCCGUCAAGAUCCAACUGGGUGCACAAAUCGAUGGCUUUGGAACAAUCGUUUGCGACACCAUCAUCAUCGGCGAGGCCGAAGGCCGAAAUGCCGAUUUGCUGUUGGCCACAUACUAUGCAAAUGAGCUGCUAUUGCGUCUGAUGACCCCACCAGGACUCCUUGCCACGGGUACUGACGAGGAGAAGGCGAAAGCGGCCAAGGUCAAGGCGCCUACUCAGAGCAAGAUCACUAGUCUGUUAGAGAAGGUUGUGAAAAGCUACGACUGCAACUUGGUCGAGCACACCACCAGCUGGCUGUUUGAGCGGAACGAGAUUGAGGGGGCCAAGAAGAUUAUUCUAGCUCCCGGUGACGGCACCAAGGGCGACGGUGUGCCUGAGGUGGGUGAGGUGUGGGGUGUUGAGAUGGGCGUAAGCUUGGGGUCUGGGAAGAUCAAGAACUUCGAGAACCGACCAACGCUUCAUCGCCGGACCAAUCUCACCUACGCCCUCAAGCGGCCAAGUUCGAAGAAGAUCUUGAACGAAGUGGUCAAGAGAUUUGGCACCUUCCCCUUUUCCCUACGGCAAUUAGAGGAUGAGAGGGACGCUAAGGUUGGUGUCGUCGAGUGCGUCCGUGGUAACGUAUUCAGACAAUACGAGGUCGUGGGUGAUAAAGACGGCGAGCCAGUUGGCAGACUGCUAACGACCAUUGCCAUCACGAAGAAUGGCCUUCAAAAACUCGCCGCGCCCCCUGCCCCUGAUUUGUCCAAGUUGAAGACGGACAAGAAGAUCACGGACGAGGAAGUCCUCAAGAUCUUGGAGCAGCCUCUGGCCAAGGAGUCGAAGCCCAAGAAUAAGAAGAAGAAGAAGUCCGCCAAGAAGUCCACAGCUGCCGCAGAUGACGAGGAGAGCAGCGACGAUGACGAGUAA
Messenger RNA from Venustampulla echinocandica, 1230 nucleotides. RefSeq lists its product as uncharacterized. The transcript has 4 exons. The record is from RefSeq and is a predicted model, not a curated record. The coding region runs from base 1 to 1230 and encodes 409 amino acids. NCBI's taxonomy places the organism in Eukaryota, Fungi, Ascomycota, Leotiomycetes, Helotiales, Pleuroascaceae.